UUCUCCAGCCCCUCCAAAAUGGCGAGCGUGGACAUCAGGGAAGGCCGGGAAGAGCCAGAGAGUGAAGAGGAGGUGUACGAGGUGGUGGAUCUGACAGAAUAUGCUCGGCGGCAUCAGUGGUGGAGCCGGGUAUUUGGUAACAACUCGGGCCCAAUAGCCGAGAAGUACUCCGUGGCAACCCAGCUCAUGAUGGGAGGGCUCACUGGAUGGUGUGCCGGUUAUGUCUUCCAGAGAGUUGGGAAGGUAGCGGCCACUGCUGUUGGUGGAGGGUUCCUCCUUUUACAGAUUGCCAAUCACAGUGGAUACGUGCAGGUGGACUGGAAGAAGGUGGAGAAGGAUGUCAACAAAGCAAAGAAACACCUAAAGCAGAAAGCAAACAAAGCAGCCCCUGAGCUAAACACAUGCAUUGAGGAGGCCACAGAUUUUGUAAAGAGAAACAUCGUCUUGUCCAGUGGCUUUGUUGGAGGAUUUUUCCUGGGUUUGGCCUCCUAAAAGACGCUGCCCUCACUAUGCUUUCAAACACUGAAUGGACUACUUUUGUCUCCAUUAUUUAUAUUUCUGCCACCUUGUGAAUUGAUCAGGUGGGUCAUUUUGACCAUUGGAUCGUGAUCUGUGAUCUGUGUCAAGUUAUAUAGCGGCUGAAAUAGGUAUUUAACUUCACCAUUUUUCCUCACUAAAUUUACUUCCGAAGGUGCUAUCGACCUGAACAUUUCACCAGAUGUUUGGAACAACCCAAGUAAUCCAUACAUACAAAGAAAGUAGAACAAAUAAGAUCAGAAAUUAAGUUAUGUGUAAAAAUGUGAAAUGACACAGGGAAAAAGUAUUGAACACAUGACAUAAGGGAGGUGCUAAAAGGCAUGGAAAGCCAAGACAACACCUAAAAUCUAUCAAUCAAACAGCAAGCCAGCCCCUUGUCAGUACAAAUUACUAUCUGGUUCAGUCCUAAUUGAUGGCCUACAAAAAGGUCUCAUUGCCAAGGUGUGAGUUAAGACACAUCUGAUGGGUAAGAGAAGAGAGCUGUCUGAAGACCAUCGCAAAGUAAUUGCUGCAAAACAUAACGAUGGAAUUGUUUACAGGUGCAUAUCUAAGCUUCUGAAUGUUCCAGUUAGCACGGUUGGGGCCAUAUAACGUAAGUGGGAAGCCAAUCAUACCACCAUAAAUUUGCCUCGAUCAGAUGCUCUUCGUAAGAUUUCUGACAGAUGAGUGCAAAGAAUAAUCAGAAGAGUUGUCCAAGAGCCAUAGACCACCUGUAGAGCUUCAAAAAGAUGAGAGAAAGGAAAGGAAAAGAAGAAAGGUACUGUUGUCACAAGGAAAACUGUAACCGACUCUGCCGCCAUGGCCUGUAUGCACGCUCUCCAUGUAACACCCCAUUGCUGAAAAGAAAGCAUGUGCAAGCUUGUUUAAAGUUUUCUGAACAACAUUUGGACAAGCCAGUUAAAUACUGGGAGAAUAGUCUAGUCAGAUGAGAGCAAAAUUGAACUGUUGGGUGCCAUAAUACACACCACGCUUGGAGGAGAAAUGUCACUGGACAUCAUAAAAACACCAUACCAACAGUGAAUUUCAGAGGUGGGAACAUAAUGGUGUGGGGCUGCUUUUCAGCAAAUGGUACUGGUAAACGUCACGUGAUUGAAGGAAGGAUGAAUGGGCAAAUGUACCGAGACAUUCUUGACAGAAAUCUGUUCACAUGGAUGAGGAUGAUGAAAAUGAAACAAGGAUAAUGAUCCAAAAUAAGUCAAUUGGUUUCAAAGAAGCCAUUCACCUCACUUAAAUCCAAUGCAAAAUAUAUGGAAAGAACUGAAACUCAAGGUCCAUAAAAGAAGCCCAAAGAACCUUCAAGAUUUGAAGACUGCUUAUGUGGAGGAAUGGGCCAAAAUCACACCAGAGCAAUGCAUGCGACUGGUUUCUCCAUACAGGAGGCGUGACUUGAAGCCGUCUUUGCAAUAAAAGGCUUUUGUACAAAGUAUUAAAUACCAGUUGUCGUGGUCAAUACUUUUUACCUGUGUCCAUCCAUCCAUCCAUCCAUUUUCUUCUGCUUAUCCGAGGUCGGGUCACGGGAGCAGUAGCUUUAGCAGGGAAACCCAGAUUUCCCUUUUCCCAGCCACUUCCUCCAGCAUUUCUGAGGGGAUCCCGAGGCGUUCCCAGGCAAGCCGAGAGACGUAGUCUCUCCAGCGUGUCCUGGGUCGUCCCCGAGGUCUCCUCCCGGUGGGACAUGCCCGGAACACCUCACCAGGGAGGCGUCCGGGAGGCAUCCUAAACUCAUGCCCGAGCCACCUCAUCUGGCUUCUCUCAAUGCGGAGGAGCAACGGCUCUACUCUGAGCCCCUCCCAGAUGACCAAGCUUCUCACCCUAUCUCUAAGGGAGAGUCGGGCACCUUGCGGAGGUAACACAUUUUGGCCGCUUGUAUCCGGGAUCUUGUUCUUUCGGUCACGACCCAGAGCUCAUGACCAUAGGUGAGGAUAGGAACGUAAAUCGAGAGCUUCGCCUUUCGGCUUCGCUCCUUCACCACAACGGACCGAUACAAAGUCCGCAUCACUGCAGACGCUGCACCGAUCCGCCUGUCGAUCUCCCGUUCUAUUCUUCCCUCACUCGUGAACAAAAACCCAAAAUAUUUGAACUCUUCCACUUGGGGCAGGACCUCAUCCUCGACCUGGACAGGGCCCUCCACAGUUUUCCAACUGAGGACCAUGGUCUCAAUUUGGAGGUGCCGAUUCUCAUCCCAGCUGCUUCACACUCAAAACGCUCUAGUGAGAGUUGGAGAUCACGACUUAAUGAAGCCAACAGAACCACAUCAUUUGCAAAAAGCAGAAAUGCAACACUGAGGCCACCAAACCGGACCCCCUCUAUGCCUCGGCUGCGCCUAGAAAUUCUGUCCUGUUAUGAACAGAAUCGGUGACAAAGGGCAGCCGUGGCGGAGUCCAACCCUCACCAGAAACGAGUCAGACUUACUGCCGGCAAUGUGGACCAAACUCUGACACUGGUCGUACAGGGACCGGACAGCCUGUAUUAGUGGGUUUGCAACCCCAUACUCACGAAGCACCCCCCACAGGACUCCCCGAGGGACACGGUCGAACGCCUUCUCCAAGUCCACAAAACACAUGUAGACUGGUUGGGCGAACUCCCAUGCACCCUCGAGGACCCUGCCGAGGGUGUAGAGCUGGUCCACUGUUCCACGACCAGGAUGAAAACCACCCUGGUCCUCCUGGAUCUGAGAUUUGACUUACCGACGGACCCUCCCCUCUCCAGCACCCCUGAAUAGACCUUACCAGGGUGUCUGAGGAGUGUUUUCCCCAUGUAGUUGGAACACACCCUCCGGUCCCCCUUUUUAAAAAGGGUGACCACCACCCCAGUCUGCCAAUCCAGAGGCACUGUCCUGAUGUUCACACGAUCUUGCAGAGGCGUGUCAACCACAACAGCCCCACAACAUCCAGAGCCUUUAGGAACCACCUUAACCACCUCGGUGACCUCAACCCCAGAGGUAGGAGAGCCUGCCUCAGAGACCCCAGACUCUGCUUCCUCAUGGGAAGGCGUGUCGGUGGAAUUGAGGAGGUCUUCGAAGUAUUCUCCCCAGACUCACAACGUCCCGAAUAGAGGUCAGCAGUGUCCCAUCCUCACUAUAGACAGUGUUGUGUAAUUUCACAUUACACACAACUUAAUUCCUGAUCUUAUUUGUUCCAUUUUUCUUUGUAUGUGUGGAUUACUUGGGUUGUCCCCAACAUCUGGUGAUAAUUUCUGGUCAAUAGCACGUUUGUAAGUAUAUUUAGUGAGAAAAAUUGUGAUGCGUUAAAUACUUAUUUCACCCGCUGUAUAUUUUCUUUUACGGUUGAAAAUUACCAAACUGAACACUAUUCCUUAGUGGUGUGUGGGUGAGAUGCUGGAUUAUACUUCUCACUUUUGUCUUAAUCCCAAAUAUUUGUAGACUUUUAUGUUAAAAUGUGUGUCUAGCUUCAUUUGCAUGGUAAACACUGACCCUAGCUUGCCAAAUGUUAAUUUACAUUGUACUGUGUACAAUGCAUGAAGUGGAAUCAUUCAUCUCUGUUCUGACUUUCAGUAUGUCCCAUGUGGGGUUGCCACAGCAAGUCACUAUCAUUUUGUUUGGACAGUUUUUACGCCAGAUUUCUUUCCUGACACAACCCACCCAGUGUAUUUCUCAUCCAGGGUAGGUAUUGGGGCACUGGCCAGAAAUCGCAACCAUGCUGCCUGCACGCAUUUACCACUACACUACCAGCGCAAUCACAGCUGUGUUGAAUCUAUUCAUUUGAAACCUUACACAGCGUGCCAAUAGUACAUCUAUUUUAUCUUGUCCUAAACAUCCCAUUACAGCUUAAUGGCAGGAUGAGCAUCUCUGGUUGUCAUAAACAGUCAGACUUAGUAGUGACUGACUUCAUCCAGCAUUUAAACCAGCCAUUGACACAUUAGACACUGAAAUAGGACACCCAUCUGUAAUGUUUUUGUUUUUUUGCCUUAUUCUAUUGCUGUAACAUGUUUCAGGUUAUUGUACUGUUUGGACAUGUGUCUCCAUGUUAAUUUGUGAUCUGCCGCAAUGUUUUUAUUGUAGACCGCUUGACAAAAAAAAAUUGGACUCUUAUUUUAAAUGCAUUAUUUUUCUGAGAUUAAUAAAGUAUAUUAUGCGUUUUAUUGUCUGUAUUAAAGAAUAGUAAAUACUGA
This is a messenger RNA of Phycodurus eques (leafy seadragon), 4665 nucleotides long. Its product is annotated as FUN14 domain-containing protein 1. Gene Ontology annotation, biological process: autophagy of mitochondrion. Gene Ontology annotation, cellular component: mitochondrial outer membrane. The transcript has 5 exons. The record is from RefSeq and is a predicted model, not a curated record. The coding region runs from base 19 to 492 and encodes 157 amino acids. NCBI's taxonomy places the organism in Eukaryota, Metazoa, Chordata, Actinopteri, Syngnathiformes, Syngnathidae.